This is a messenger RNA of Rotaria sp. Silwood2, 591 nucleotides long. NCBI's taxonomy places the organism in Eukaryota, Metazoa, Rotifera, Eurotatoria, Philodinida, Philodinidae. The record is from the annotation of a GenBank genome assembly.
AUGAGUAGUGCAAGUAGUAUUGUGAAGAUAUCAAAUUCAUCUAAUGACGAUUUAUUUUUAUGUCGUGCUUUUGCAAAAGCAAUUUCAUCAGAUAAACUUAAUCAAAUUAUUGAACAACAAACAAUUUCAACAGAACCAAUAACAGUUGAAUUAAAUGUUUCAUCAGAUGAUAAUGUUGAAAUGAUAGAUAAUUCUUCGUUACCAUCAGAGGAUAUUCAAUGGAAAAUUGGUGAUUUAUGUUUAUGUCCAUACAGUGAAGAUGGUAUUUUGUAUAAAGCAACAAUAAUUGAUAUAUCAUCAUUAUCCUUAACAUGUUCUGUUUCAUUUGAUGAUUAUGGAAAUGAAGAAAUUCAUCCAUUAACUGAUUUACAAAUACGAACAGAAGAAGAACAACAACAACAAGAAGUUUUAUCAUCAAUAGAUGAACAUGAUAUAUUACCUGCUCCACCUCCACCUCCACCUCAUUUUCCCAUAUUAAAUUUAAAUAAUGAUAAUGAUGAUCUAUCUUCUACAUUAAUGUCAUGGUAUUUAGCCGGAUAUCAUACUGGAUUUUAUCAAGGAAUAAAAGAUCAAAACAAUUUUGAAAAAUGA